AUGAGAAGAAUCGCUCGUUCCUUAAAUAACUCCUAAUAUCUCAGAGCAGAAACUGUUGGUUUCAUCGGUUUGGGAAAUAUGGGUGGCCCUAUGGCUCUUAAUUUAGCUAGAAAAGGUGGCUUUGAAGUUAUUGCUUUUGAUGUAAAUAAAGAUUCUUUGAAGAAAUAUGCUAAAGAAGGUUUAGCUGUUUGUGAAGAUGUUACAGUAUUGGCACGUAAAGCUAACAAGUUCGUUACAAUGCUUCCUAACUCUUCCCAUGUUAGCAGUGUCUUAGAAGGGGAAAAUGGAUUAUUCUAAAAGAGUGCAAAAAAUAGUUUGUUUAUUGAUUCAUCUACAAUUUCUUAUCAUGCUGCUAUAAAGAUCUACGAAAAUGCUAAGAAGGUCAAUCAACGUUACAUUGAUGCUCCUGUUAGUGGUGGUGUUGGUGCUGCAACAGCUGGUACUCUCACUUUUAUGGUUGGUGCUGAAAAUAAGGAACUCUUCUAAGAAUGCAAAAAUCUUCUUUAACACAUGGGUAAAAAUAUCGCCAACUGUGAAAAACCUGGUGCUGGAUCUAUUGCUAAAAUUUGCAAUAACAUGGCUCUUGGUAUUGAAAUGAUAGCCGUUGCAGAAGCUAUCUCCUUGGGCAAAAAGCUUGGUAUCGACCCUAAAGUUCUUUCAUCAAUCAUGAAUACUGCAUCUGGUAGAUGCUGGAGUAGUGAAGUCUAUAACCCUUGCCCUGGCGUAUUAGAAAAUGUUCCUGCUUCUAAGGGUUAUGAAGGAGGUUUUGCUUGUGAACUUAUGCUUAAGGAUUUAGGAUUAGCUGCUGAUGCUGCAAAACAAGCUUCUGCUGAUGUUCCUCUUGGUAACCAUGCAAAAGAUAUUUACUAAAAAUUGGUUGAAUUGGGACUUAAUCGUAAAGAUUUUGCUAUCGUUUAUGAUGUCCUCUUAAAUAAUAAACUUAAAUAAUGA
This is a messenger RNA of Tetrahymena thermophila SB210, 951 nucleotides long. Its product is annotated as 3-hydroxyisobutyrate dehydrogenase. Gene Ontology annotation, biological process: L-valine catabolic process. The record is from RefSeq and is a predicted model, not a curated record. Lineage: Eukaryota; Ciliophora; Oligohymenophorea; Hymenostomatida; Tetrahymenidae. Gene Ontology annotation, molecular function: NADP binding; NAD binding; 3-hydroxyisobutyrate dehydrogenase activity. The transcript is spliced from 2 exons.